AGCGCGCGCAGCCGCAGCGUCUGGGGAGGGGGUGCGGCCAGAGUUUCCUUCCUGCGAGUGCCAGAGACUAGGAAAGUAGGGACCAACCCUCCUCGGAUUACCCACCACAGGCUCCUCCCCCACCUCCAAAUUUGCAUAAAAAAGGCCAAGAAAACUGGCAGCUCCCCAGCCGCGGCUCACUCUGCUCCCCCGGGUCGGAGCCCCCCGGAGCUGCGCGCCUGCUGCAGCGUCCGUCCCGCGCCCGGCUGCGCAAGCUCCGGCUUCUCAGACCCCCGAGCCUCGCCGAGCAGAGUCCGCGGGCCCGGGACGAGCUCGGGCUCCUCCGGCUGCCCCGCGCUUGCCCGGCUCGCCUCCCUCUGCCCCCCGGGGGUCGCGCGCCCAUGAUGCCGCAAGGUCCCGGCUCACUGUUACUGUUCAUCCUCGCCCUGCACUGCUCCCUGGGCUCGGCGCCCGGGCUCUUCCUCUUUGGCCAGCCCGAUUUCUCGUACAAACGCAGCAAUUGCAAGCCCAUCCCGGCCAACCUGCAGCUGUGCCACGGCAUCGAGUACCAGAACAUGCGGCUGCCCAACCUGCUGGGCCACGAGACCAUGAAGGAGGUGCUGGAGCAGGCGGGCGCUUGGAUCCCGCUCGUCAUGAAGCAGUGCCACCCGGACACCAAGAAGUUCCUGUGCUCGCUCUUCGCCCCCGUCUGCCUCGAUGACCUGGACGAGACCAUCCAGCCCUGCCACUCUCUCUGCGUGCAAGUGAAAGACCGCUGCGCCCCGGUCAUGUCUGCCUUCGGCUUCCCCUGGCCCGACAUGCUCGAGUGCGAUCGCUUCCCCCAGGACAACGACCUCUGCAUCCCCCUUGCUAGCAGCGACCACCUCCUGCCGGCCACGGAAGAAGCUCCGAAGGUAUGUGAAGCCUGCAAAAAUAAGAAUGAUGAUGACAACGACAUCAUGGAGACGCUUUGUAAAAAUGAUUUUGCGCUGAAAAUAAAAGUAAAGGAGAUAACCUACAUCAACAGAGACACCAAAAUCAUCCUGGAGACCAAGAGCAAGACCAUUUACAAGCUGAACGGUGUGUCCGAACGGGACCUGAAGAAAUCCGUGCUGUGGCUCAAAGACAGCUUGCAGUGCACCUGCGAGGAGAUGAACGACAUCAACGCACCCUAUCUGGUCAUGGGACAGAAACAGGGUGGGGAGCUGGUGAUCACCUCGGUGAAGCGGUGGCAAAAGGGUCAGAGAGAAUUCAAGCGCAUCUCCCGCAGCAUCCGCAAGCUGCAGUGCUAGUUCCAGGUCCCGGAGGCUGCAAGAGCUCGCCUGACCAUUUCCGUUUCUGGUGGGUUGUUUCCGCUGGAACCCUCCCUUCCGGUUUCCCAAGCACAGUCCCGCGUGCUCCUGCCCCAGCCUGGAGCACUUGGCCUUCCUUCCUUUUGCGCUUUUCCAUCCCAGCGUUUCCUGAGUCACAGCGCCCUAGGAUGCUGCAGGAAUAGAGAUCUGUUUCCAUAGAAAGGAGAAGCCCAAACUAAUAAAGUAACGACUAUUUUUAUGAAUAUUUACAACGGCUCAUUUAAAGGCUAAUUUUUAAUAGAUAUGACUGUGACUUGGGUCUGAUUUUUUUUUUUUUUUUAACCGACUGUUUGGUUGGAAUGGGCUGAUUUUUACCAUCCACUGAGGGGGCUGUAAUAUGCAGGAUGCUUCAUUUUUCUCUAGCUCGAACCCAUGGGUUGCAAACUUUGUUGGGAUAAAGCGGGCUGUUAUCCCGACCUCUUCCUCCCCUCCAGCCGGAGACUCACUAAGAAUUCACUUAUCAUUUUACAGCCUCACUAGGAGCUCACGCAGUUGCAUGUAUCACGUUCCGGCUACAGUAUUUCCAUUUAUUAAAAAGCACAUUACCAGUCUUCAUAGCAUGAUUUCUUCAAAUAAAGGGCAAAGUAAACAAAUUUUGUAAUUGACUUGAAUACAUUAAGUCUUGUUUAAAGCAUUUUUUUUACUUGUUUUUUGCAAAUAAAACCAUUGUAGCUUACCUGUAAUAUACAUAGUAGUUUACCUAAAAAGUUGUAAAAAUAAUUGCUUUAACCAACACUGUAAAUAUUUCAGAUAAACAUUAUAUUCUUGUAUAUAAACUUAACAUUCUGUUUUACCCA
Messenger RNA from Octodon degus (degu), 2128 nucleotides. RefSeq names its product secreted frizzled related protein 2 (gene Sfrp2). The record is from RefSeq and is a predicted model, not a curated record. Gene Ontology annotation, biological process: non-canonical Wnt signaling pathway; negative regulation of canonical Wnt signaling pathway; canonical Wnt signaling pathway. Lineage: Eukaryota; Metazoa; Chordata; Mammalia; Rodentia; Octodontidae. Gene Ontology annotation, molecular function: Wnt-protein binding. The transcript has 3 exons. Bases 381 to 1271 code for a protein of 296 amino acids.